Molecule: messenger RNA, 2139 nt
Organism: Echinops telfairi (small Madagascar hedgehog)
Lineage: Eukaryota; Metazoa; Chordata; Mammalia; Afrosoricida; Tenrecidae
Gene: ADGRF4
Product: adhesion G protein-coupled receptor F4
Exons: 9
Coding region: 1-2070 (689 amino acids)
Biological process (GO): cell surface receptor signaling pathway; G protein-coupled receptor signaling pathway
Cellular component (GO): membrane
Molecular function (GO): G protein-coupled receptor activity
Source: RefSeq, a predicted model, not a curated record
AUGAAGCCCCAGACGACCAUGAUGUGCUGUUUUGUAUUUUUUCUGGCCACAGAAUGUUCCUACAAUAGGCCCCAAAUCCACACAAAAGACGGACAUAAAUAUCAAAAGCCUGAAGAAAAACCAAAGGUUGGAAGGACACAAGAGAAAUGCCAAGGACCUUGUAGCACUCCCAACUGCACCCGACCUUGUACCAAAAACUUUCAUGGAGAAAUAAAAUUUACAUGUCAUCAAAAAAAGUGGCAAAAAUCAAUGGAAACCUGUACAAGCCUUUCUGUGGAAACCCUCUUCCAGGACUCGAAAGGUGAAUCACGAGUUUCCAUAGCAGCAGCAUCUAUGUCUCUGCCCAGUUUUAACCUGAGAGCCCCAGAGCCUAUCAACGAUGUGGUUCAAGGUAUCUACAAGAACUGCCCCCUGGACUAUGCCUGCAUCAUCGAUCCUGUGAAGUCUUCAGAAGUCACAUCUGGCAAUAUUGAAUUUAUAGUGGAGUUACUAAAAAAUAUUUCGACAGGCUUACCCGAUAAUGUUACCCGCGAGAGAAUGAAGAGUUACAGCGAAGUGGCCAGCCACAUCCUGGACUCCGCUGCCAUUUCGAAUUGGACCUUUGUUUCCAACAAGGACGCCAGCUCGGACCUGCUGCAGUCGGUCUACGGGUUUGCCCAGAAGCUUCGCCUAGACAACAAGUCGGAGAACAUCGUAGACAACCUCUUCAUUCAGACCAAGGGCUUUCGCAUCAACCACAAUACCUCAGAGAAACAUUUUAAUUUCUCCUUGAACCUGAAAAACACAACGGAAGGUAUCUCCGGAAUAAUAGAAAUUCCCAAGCAAGAGCUGGGGAAGCUGCGGAACGCAUCCCAAGUCGUGAGCAUCGCCUUUCCCACCUUGGGGGCCAUUCUCAGAGAAACGCACUGGCGGAGUGUGAGUCUGCCCAAUCUGGUCAAUGGUCUGGUCCUAUCGGUGGUUUUACCAGACAGCUUGAAGCAAAUCAUCCUCACCUUUGAGAAAAUCAACAAAUCCCACAAUGGCAAGUCCCAGUGCGUGGGCUGGCAUUCCAAGAAAAAGAGGUGGGAUGAUAACGUGUGCGUAAUGACAUGGGACAUCAGGAACGAAGUGAGAUGCCACUGUAACACCAGCAACGCUGUGAUGGCCUUUUCCAUUCUCAUGUCCCCCAAGUCCAUCACUGACAAAGUACUGGAAUACGUCACCUGCAUUGGGCUCAGUGUCUCCAUCAUCAGCCUGAUUCUUUGCCUGAUCGUUGAAGCUGUCGUGUGGUCCCGGGUGGUGGCCACGGAGAUUUCAUACAUGCGCCAUGUGUGCAUUGUGAACAUAGCGGUAUCACUCUUGACCGCUAACGUGUGUUUCAUCAUUGCCUCAAGCUUUAAGAGCAAGGGCCCGGACUACAACUUGUGUGUGGCGGUGACCUUUUUCAGCCACUUUUUCUACCUCUCACUGUUUUUCUGGAUGCUCUUCAAAGCACUGCUUAUUAUCUAUGGCAUCUUGGUCGUGUUCGGUAGGAUGAUGAAGUCCCGCAUGAUGGCCAUUGGUUUUACCAUUGGCUACGGGUGCCCAUUGGUCAUCGCUGUCACCACUGUUGCCAUCACCGAGCCUGGCAAAGGCUAUGUGAGAGCUGAGGCCUGUUGGCUUACCUGGGACAAUACCAAAGCCCUGUUAGCAUUUGUCAUCCCAGCCUUGGUCAUUGUGACUGUGAAUCUCCUUGUGGUUUUCGUAGUGGCCAUCAACACUCAGAGGCCCUCCAUUGGCAGUUCCAAGUCUCAGGACGUGGCUACCAUGAUGAGAAUUAGCAAAAACGUUGCCAUCCUCACCCCAUUACUGGGACUCACCUGGGGUUUUGGGGUCAUUACGCUCAUUGAAGGCAUUCCUCCAAUAUUCCAUAUAAUCUUUGCCCUACUCAAUGCUUUCCAGGGGUUCUUCAUCUUGCUGUUUGGAACCAUUAUGGACCACAAGAUAAGAGAUGCUUUGAGGAUGAGCGUGACUUCGCUGAAGGGGAAGUCAAGGGCAGCAGAGAACCCCCCAUUAAGUCCAACCAAUGGAUCUAAAUUAAUGAGUCGCUGAGGAGAAGCAUUCAUGAAGAGGACAAUCAGUCAUGAAAUGGCAGCCAAUCACCCGAGAGCUGUCGAGGAG